GGUUUAUCGGGAAUCGGCGUUCGCUCCGCGUGCUGCCUGGCUAAGACUGGCGACCGUCUGCUUGCAAGGGGCCACCCAUCAAUGAGGCAGAGAAGAAUAUUUGCUUUUUCUUCUUUUGCAUUUGAAAGCUUCCCUGCUAUAUGUUGCAGAAUUAACUGUGUACUUUGGGUCCGGACUCAAAUAAAGGAGAAAAAUCAGUGCAGAACUGAGACUUGGAACUAGAUCUGUGAUCUAUGUAUUGGAAACCUAUGUUUUUAUUGCUUUUUUUUCCCUUUUAAUGUGAAAGAUCUCUGAUUUAUUUUACACAUAACACUGAGGAAAGGUGGUUAAAAACACUCAGCAAAGCAGGAGACAGACGCGCCUCUGUGCCAGUGAGUGGAUAACAGCCUUGUUUUCCUGAUCCUCAGUCUCCUGGAGAAAGAGGUAUAGUAAAAGUGUAGCUGGAUCCGACACCCCCCCCCACCUUCUCUCUCUUUUUUUUUUUUUUUUCCUUCCGUCUUCCCUCCUCCCUCUCCAAAAUAUAAAUCUUAAUAAAUCUGAUUAAUUUUUUUCCUGUCUAUAGAGUGAGUCAGAGAAGCGUUAGGAAGAAGCUGCAACUAAUGUCUGUGAAGGGAGGAACAUGAGGCGAUAGUGAAUAUGAUUUGUUCCGCUGGAUCUGACUCAUCCAAGCAGAUUGAAACACCUGCAUUUCUGGAUUUGCCAUUCACUUAUUUCAGGUUGUUAAAAGAACCUGAAAUAAAAUUUGUCUACCCUUCUCCAGUAUUUACCUAUACACCGUAUCGCUAGGAAGGGUGUAUAUCGGAGGGGGGAGCGCAUCUGGCGUUGCUGCCGCUCUUCUCCCCAGUACCAAGAUGCUCAGAGAGACUGUUAAAGCUUUGAAAGGAGUGCAAAAAAUGCAUCACACUGAUCGCGGAACUGCAUAGGUUUUAAUAUAAGCGAGUUAAUCGAUUAAAAGAUCUCCCGCUUUAUUCAUUGCCAGGAUUGUUUUUCCUCUUCUUCUCCCCUCCCCUAAAUGAAGAGGACUAGGCGGCAGUGUCAUUGGAAGGAGACGGUGAAUAGAAAAAAAAAGAGAGGCACUUGAUAGCGCAGCCCUGUGAAUACAGAGACUGUUUCCCUUUUAGCGAGAGACUGAGAAAGAGUGUGUGUGUGUGGUGGCUUUUCUUUCUUCCCCCCGCCCUCCCAUCCCCUCUCUUACGGUUUUUUUUUUUUUGUUUUUUUUUUUUUGGUUUUUUUUUUUUUUUUUUUUAAAUCUAUGCGUCUAGCCGUGGGUUGCCUGUUGCUUUCCUCUCGGCUGGGGAGAAAAGCAAACUGGAUUUAAACUGCAUCGAAAAAAGUGCAGCUCCUCAGACACGCAUACGCACACACGCAUAGAUACACGGAGAGAAAGGAUGUGGUGGUGGCGGCGGCUACUGGCCUGUCUUAAAGAAACCCAAGUGUGCUGCUGACUGAGCACCGUCUGAGCUUUCUCUCAAAAUAUAUAUUUACUGCUAGUGAUGAAGGCCAACUGGUGGGUUUCUUAAUUUUUUUUACCCCAAAAGGACGGAUGGGAGGCUGGUAGUAAAGGGAGAGAAAGGAAGCUAUAAAUCCGAGCACUAGUUUUUGCUGGUGGGUGGUUUGGGUUUUGUUUUUUGCCUUUCUUUUUUUUUUUUUUUUUAAUGUGUUUUGUUUUCCCCUCUUGCCCUGCAAUCCUCAUUCCCUCUCCCUCUGAUUCGCGAAGGAAACAGUGAUCCAGGGUGUACGAGACAGAGAGGGGGGAAAUACCGACGGCAGCGAGAUGCAGCUCUCCGCCGCAAGCAAUGCAAGAUUAGAUCUCUAAAUGCAGCAAAACACUCCCUGAAAACCAACAAGCCCGCGGUGCAAUCAGACAUUUCACUGCCGCUCACUGCACACGAAGAGGGCUUCAACAACAAGAUGAGACUUUUUUUUUUCCCUUCUGUCUUUCUCCUAACCCUCCACUCCAUCAGUCGUACCACAAGCAAUGAGUAGCAAAUAAGCUUUUUUACCUCUGCUACAGACCUGUGACCACCCCCUUUUCCUACGUAUAUAUAAAUACACAGAUUUAAAAGAUAUUUCUGAUAGUUUUUAGAAAGACUACUGCCGCCGGGUUUGUUUUUUUUUUUUUUAAUUGUUCUUUGCACAUCUGCGGGGAUUCAAGGACCGGGAACACAUCACCUGCCCGGACAAGAUAUUUUACAAAUUUUCUGAUUUUUGAAACCCUCCCACUGCCGAAGUUGGACAGACGAAGUAACUGUGAGGGGACUGCAAGCACGGCAAGCUCUUGCUGAAACACUGCCGAAGCUGCUCCCUCCCCUCCCCCGACCCCCCCGAUUGCUCCCUCCCUCUGAGCUAUAUGGUCUAUUUGCUGCCUCUCAUCCUGUGUCUCUGCAGAUGUUUUAGAGCAACAGGUUCGGGAACUUGAAAUAUAGAGGUGGGGAAAGAGAAGGGGGGAAAAAAAUCAAGAUCAAAAAGGAAGGAAAAAAGAGCCGUUCAGAGGAGGAAGAACAACCCCAGCCCAGGAGGCAAAAGAGGACGGGGACAACCCUGGUCUUUACUGCUGCUCCUGCCGCCCCCACCCCUGCUCGGGGAUGUACCUUUCCAUUUGUUGCUUCUUCUUCUGCUGGGCUCACGCCCUUUCGCUGAAGAACCUGAAUUACUCGGUGCCGGAGGAACAGGGAGCGGGCACGGUCAUCGGGAACAUCGGGCGCGAUGCUCGGCUGGCGGCAGGCGCGGCGGGAGGCGGGAUGCUGCCCUCGGAGCGUGGCGUUCCCGGUGGCGGCCCCGGCGGCAGCCGCGGCCCCAAGUCCACCUUUCGGGUGCUGGAGAAUUCAGCCCCGCACCUCCUGGACGUGGACGGGGAGAGCGGGCUGCUCUACACCAAGCAGCGCAUUGACCGUGAGGCACUGUGCCGGCGCAGCGCCAAGUGCCAGCUGUCCCUCGAGGUGUUUGCCAAUGACCAGGAAAUCUGCAUGAUCAAAGUGGAGAUUCAGGACCUGAACGACAAUGCACCAUCAUUCCCCUCUGACCAAGUGGAUAUGGACAUCUCCGAAAAUGCUGCGCCAGGCACCCGCUUCCCCCUCACCAGUGCCCAUGACCCAGAUGCUGGGGACAAUGGUCUGCGCACCUACCUGCUCACUCGUGAUGACUACGGCCUCUUCUCCCUCGAUGUGAAGUCCCGUGGUGAUGGCACAAAGUUUCCAGAGCUGGUCAUCCAGAAGCCAUUAGACCGUGAGGAGCAGAGUCACCACACCCUGGUGCUGACGGCACUGGAUGGUGGUGACCCACCACGCUCAGGGACAGUGCAGAUCAAUGUGCGCCUCAUUGACUCCAAUGACAACAGCCCCAUCUUUGAAGCAGCCUCCUAUGUGGUAGAGCUGCCAGAGAAUGCCCCACUAGGCACGGCAGUCAUCGACCUCAAUGCCACUGAUGCCGAUGAGGGUACCAAUGGAGAGGUGCUCUACUCCUUCAGCGGCUACGCACCUGAGCGUGUCCGUGACCUGUUUAGUAUUGACCCACAGAGCGGCCUCAUCCGUGUCAAGGGCAACCUGGACUAUGAGGAGAGUGGCCUCAUUGAGAUUGAUGUCCAAGCUCGGGACCUGGGGCCCAAUCCCAUCCCUGCUCAUUGCAAGGUUACUGUCCGCCUCAUUGACCGCAAUGACAAUGCUCCCACCAUUGGCUUUGUCUCCGUUCGCCAGGGAGCUCUGAGUGAGGCUGCCCCACCAGGCACUGUCAUUGCCCUGGUGCGUGUCACCGACCGUGACUCAGGCAAGAAUGGGCAGCUCCAGUGUCGGGUGCUGGGCAGUGGUGGCGGGCCUGGUGCUGUUCCUUUCACCCUGGAGGAGAACUAUGACAACUUCUACACUGUGGUCACCGACCGACCCCUGGACCGUGAGGCACAGGACGAGUACAAUGUGACCAUUGUGGCACGUGAUGGGGGCAAUCCCCCACUUAACUCCACCAAGUCAUUUUCUGUCCGGAUCCUUGAUGAGAACGACAACCCACCCCGCUUCAGCAAGAGUCUUUAUGUGUUACAGGUGCCUGAGAACAACAUCCCUGGAGAGUACCUUGGCUCAGUCUUGGCCCAGGAUCCUGACUUGGGCCAAAAUGGGACAGUGUCUUACUCCAUUCUGCCUGGGCAUGUGGGAGAUGUCUCCAUAUACACCUAUGUCUCUGUCAACCCCACAAAUGGUGCUAUUUAUGCCCUGAGGAGCUUCAAUUAUGAGCAGACAAAGCACUUUGAGUUCCGCGUGCUGGCCAAAGACUCGGGUUCACCCCACCGUGAAAGCAAUGCCACAGUGCGUGUCACCGUGCUCGACGUCAACGACAAUGCGCCCCUCAUUGUCCUGCCUGCCCUCAUCAAUGACACUGCUGAGCUGCAGGUGCCACGCAAUGCUGGGGUGGGCUACCCCGUGGGCACCGUCCGCGCCCUGGACAGUGACUUUGGGGAGAGUGGGCGCCUCACGUAUGAAAUUGUGGAAGGCAAUGAGGAGCACCUCUUUGAGAUGGACCCCACUAGUGGUGAGAUACGCACCUUGCACCCCUACUGGGAGGAGCUCAGCCCUGUGGCUGAACUGGUGGUAAAAGUCAGUGACCAUGGCAAGCCCAGCCUCUCUGCUGUGGCCAAGCUCAUAGUCAGGGCCUUGGCGGGGCCCCUGCCCGAGGCUGGUGAGCCACAGGUGAAUGGCGAGCAGCAUCGGCGGCCACACUGGGACUUGUCACUGCCGCUGAUUGUGACACUGAGCACUGUCUCCAUCAUCUUGCUGGCUGCCAUGAUCACUAUUGCUGUGAAGUGCAAGCGAGAGAACAAGGAGAUCCGCACCUAUAAUUGUCGCAUUGCCGAGUAUAGCCACCCUCAGCUGGGAGGAGGGGGAGGCAGUGGCGGGGGAGGAGGAGGCAGUGGCAGUGGAGGGGGCAAGGGCAAGAAGAAGAAGAUCAGCAAGAAUGACAUUAUGCUGGUGCCCAGUGAGGGCGAGGACAGCCGGGGUCCCCUCAAUGUCAUGAACGUGGUGAGCAGCCCAUCCCUGGCCACCUCACCCAUGUACUUUGACUACCAGACCCGCCUGCCCCUCAGCUCUCCCAGGUCUGAGGUGAUGUACCUGAAGCCCGCCUCCAACAACCUGACUGUACCCCAGGGACAUGUGGGCUGCCACACCAGCUUCACAGGGCAAGGGACUAACGCCAGCGAGGCUCCCCCGAGCCGGAUGUCCAUAAUUCAGACAGACAAUUUUCCCGCAGAGCCCAAUUACAUGGGCAGCAGGCAGCAGUUUGUUCAAAGUAGCUCCACGUUCAAGGAUCCAGAAAGAGCCAGCUUGAGGGACAGCGGGCAUGGGGACAGUGAUCAGGCUGACAGUGACCAAGACACUAACAAAGGCUCCUGCUGUGACAUGUCUGUUAGGGAGGCACUCAAGAUGAAAACUACUUCAACUAAAAGCCAGCCACUUGAACAAGAACAAGAAGAAUGUGUUAACUGCACAGAUGAAUGCAGAGUGCUUGGUCAUUCUGACAGGUGUUGGAUGCCACAGUUCCCUGCAGCCAGUCAGGCUGAGAAUGCAGAUUAUCGCACAAAUGUCUUUGUACCCACAGUUGAAGCUAACGUUGAGACUGAAACAUAUGAAACUGUGAAUCCCACUGGGAAAAAGACUUUUUGUACAUUUGGGAAAGACAAGAGAGAGCACACUAUUCUCAUUGCCAAUGUUAAACCUUACUUAAAAGCCAAACGUGCCCUGAGUCCUCUGCUUCAGGAGGUUCCCUCAGCAUCGAGCAGCCCAACCAAGACAUGCAUUGAGCCUUGCACCUCAACAAAAGGACCACUGGAUGGUUGUGAAGUGAAAUCAGGAGCCUUGGCUGAACCGAGCAGCCAGUACUUGUCAACUGACAGUCAGUAUCUAUCGCCCAGUAAACAGUCAAAGGACGCUUCCUUCAUUGCAUCAGAUCAGAUGGCUAGGGCCUUUGCAGACGUGCAUUCCCGAGUGAGCCGAGACUCGAGUGAGAUGGACUCUGUUCUGGAGCAGUUAGAUCGUUCAGCCCGGGAUCUAGGCAGGGAGUCGGUGGAUGCCGAGGAAGUUGUGAGAGAAAUAGACAAGCUCUUGCAGGACUGUCGGGGAAGCGACCCUGUGGCCAUCAGAAAGUGA
This is a messenger RNA of Cinclus cinclus, 6128 nucleotides long. It is a transcript of the gene PCDH17, whose product is annotated as protocadherin 17. Gene Ontology annotation, cellular component: plasma membrane. Gene Ontology annotation, molecular function: calcium ion binding. Bases 2586 to 6128 code for a protein of 1180 amino acids. The record is from RefSeq and is a predicted model, not a curated record. Gene Ontology annotation, biological process: homophilic cell-cell adhesion. Lineage: Eukaryota; Metazoa; Chordata; Aves; Passeriformes; Cinclidae. The transcript has 4 exons.